Molecule: messenger RNA, 489 nt
Organism: Epithele typhae
Lineage: Eukaryota; Fungi; Basidiomycota; Agaricomycetes; Polyporales; Epitheliaceae
Product: cyclophilin
Exons: 4
Coding region: 1-489 (162 amino acids)
Biological process (GO): protein folding; protein peptidyl-prolyl isomerization
Molecular function (GO): peptidyl-prolyl cis-trans isomerase activity
Source: RefSeq, a predicted model, not a curated record
AUGUCUAACGCCUACUUCGACAUCACCAUCAACGACCAGCCCGCGGGUCGCAUCGUCUUCAAGCUGUACGACGAUGUCGUGCCGAAGACGGCGAAGAACUUCCGUGAGCUCGCCACCGGCGCGCACGGUUUCGGCUACCAGGGCUCCUCCUUCCACCGCAUCAUCCCCAACUUCAUGCUCCAGGGUGGUGACUUCACCCGCGGCAACGGCACCGGCGGAAAGUCAAUCUACGGCGAGAAGUUCGCGGACGAGAACUUCCAGCUGAAGCACACCAAGCCUGGCAUCCUCUCGAUGGCCAACGCCGGCAAGAACACCAACGGCUCGCAGUUCUUCAUCACCACGGUCGUCACCUCCUGGCUCGACGGUGCCCACGUCGUCUUCGGUGAGGUCACUGAGGGCAUGGACCUCGUCAAGAAGAUCGAGGGCCUCGGCUCCGCAUCCGGUACCCCGAAGGCGAAAAUCGUCAUCGUGAAGAGCGGCACCGUCUGA